Molecule: messenger RNA, 9728 nt
Organism: Labrus mixtus (cuckoo wrasse)
Lineage: Eukaryota; Metazoa; Chordata; Actinopteri; Labriformes; Labridae
Gene: nsd1b
Product: nuclear receptor binding SET domain protein 1b
Exons: 24
Coding region: 161-7864 (2567 amino acids)
Biological process (GO): regulation of DNA-templated transcription
Cellular component (GO): nucleus; chromatin
Molecular function (GO): protein binding; histone H3K36 methyltransferase activity
Source: RefSeq, a predicted model, not a curated record
UGAGUACGUUUCACAGGAUCCAGGCCUAGUAGUAUUGCCGCUGGGACUCUCCUCAUCCGCUUUCAAAAAAUUGGAAAUUGGCACAUUUAAACGCCCAAAUGAUCAGAUUCAGGGUGACGUGUGCGGUGGCCGACACUGGAAUGGGAGGAACCAUGCCAGCAUGAGUGGGCUGUAUACCGGCCCUGGCAGGGAGACUCAUCAGUCCAGCUGCCCUUUGACCCCAGGCCAUGAUCUCUCCGCCCCCUCCAGCUCCUCCAGACGCCAUGACCAUAAGAUCGGCCUGACCAUGUCUGCCACCGCCUCCUCCCUCAAGCAUGCGUCCAUCUAUGGGUUCGCACAAAGGGACCACUCCUCCUCUUCUUCUUCCUCCUCCUACAGCCCCCUCAGAAGGCUGCAGCACCUCACCACCAUGGUGAGCCAGCCUGACCUGGUGCUGCCGGCGAGGGAGCCGGAGAGGAGCUGGGAGUGGGGGCUGAACAAGAAGGAGAGGGGGAAGGAGAGGGGCACCUGGGCUGACUGCACCAGCGGUGAUUAUUCCGGUACAAGCAGAGGGGAGAGUUUAGGUAGGUCUUCUUCUGGACAGCAGCAGCCAGUGGUCCAAACAGGAAGUACGGACUUCCCAGCAGCCAACCAGAGCUCUUCUGCUGCCUCGGAGAAAAAGUCAGAGGGUUGUUUUUCCGGCCCGCCAAGCCCAGCCUUCUCUCUGGAUAGCAACAGCCCCUUCGCCAACGGCUUCCUCCACUUUGAGUCGUCCUUGUUCGAGGAUGACGACAACGACGAAGAGCAGGAGGCCGCGUCACCUGUGGGAGGCCUGCAGGACGAACGGGAAAGCGGGGGGAAAGUUCUCCAGUCUCCGCCGAAGGAUUUAAAUACAGACUCUAAGGAUGCUAACGCGUCGUCCGCUAAGGUGGUCACCCGGUCCCAGUCGUCGGGCCAGCGCAGGAGAUACUGGGACGGCUCGGAAGACGAGUGGGAGAGCGACACCGAGCUGUUGCUGCUUGAUGAUAGUCUCUCAAGGCCUUCAAUGAACAGCCUCAAGAAAAAGCCUUUGCCACCUGUGAAGUUUUUAGAGGGUGAAGUUAUUUGGGCAAAGUUCAACCGAAGACCAUGGUGGCCGUGUGAGGUGAUCGUUGACCCCACACAGGGACUCUAUCACAGAGUGAAAGAGCCCAGUGAAAGACCCUGUCGACUCUACCAUGUUAGGACCUUUGGGGAGCCUGUGGAGGUUACCUGGGUGGAGGACAAAGCAACUAACCCUUUUCAUGGUGGCUUUGAAUAUGAACAGCUCUGCUUACUGCGCCGGAGGGGGAAGCAAAGGGAACAGAACAUCAAAUGCACUAUUGCAAAGCGUUUCCAGGACUCUUGGAAUUCAAGUGUGGCUGAGGCUGAAUCUGUUUUACAAGAGAGACCAAAAAUGGCUUCCUCCUCUUCCUCCUUCAUAGAUGAAACCUUCCUUUACAGCUUAACACCAGAGAUGGUGAACAAGUCCCAUCCAACUUUUCCCCUCUCUACUUCCCCAACCCCCUCUGAGACAUCGCUGAUGACCAAUGGUUCCAUUUCAUCGCCAAUAACAACUCUAGCAAAACCAAGCACUUUAAAGAAAUCUGGCAAGAAGAAACCAAGUAAAUUGUCAAAGGACACGAGUAGAAAAAACUCCAAAAAGACUUUGCAUAAUAGCCCUGAUCAGUCAGAUAAAGACAAUGGAGAGUGUCCAUAUUCUGACAUUGACUCAGUCCCGAAGAUUUUGUGUCCUAAAGCACUUGAACGUCAGCAAAAGUUGGUUCCAACUAAUCCAACCGUGACAGCAGUCAAAGAGGCGAAGAAGCAGCCAGAGAUUCAGAGUGGUCUUUGGUUCAGCAAAUCAGGCAAAGACAGAAGACCCAAAACAACCAGUCCAAUGCCAGACCGCACUCUCUUUUGUAAAGUGCCCUGUAAGAAAAAGAGCUCAUCUGUUGUCAGUAAAAAGUCACUGGUUCCAAGUGUCUCCUCAUCAAGUGGUGGGCCCACUGACCAGUCAGUGUUAAUGGAGAAACGUAAGACUGUGGCGCCUGCUGAAACUAAUCUGCCUCCUGAACCAUCAGGAAACUUGACGUGUAACAGCACUCCAGUUGAAACCAGGUCUUUUGGUACAACUGGCAUUCCCGCUUGCCAGACAGGAAUGUCAAACAAGCAAAAAUCCUCAACCCCUGUUGAGACCAGUGUAUCCUCUAACAAGUCUGUACAUUUAGAAGUAAGACAGACAGCCAGUAACGCCAGUGAUAUCUUGACUCGAGCAGCAUCUGACCAGCUUGGUAGCUCAAGUGUUAAAAAGGCUGCAGAGCCCAGAACGAAAGUCAGUCCCAAUGACCAAUCUAGGUUGUCAGAGAGUCCGAAGAGUGUCAGUCAAACUGAAAAAACAGAAACUGUGACUAGUAAGAAGGUAACUGACAGAAUGACUGAACAAAAAGAAAAACAGACCAAUAAGACACCAUCCUUGAGUUUAGAUGCUGACACUACUGAUCAAUUAGCAAGGCUAGAAAAGCAUGCAAGUCUGGUCUCUCAGUGUAGACUGCCUUUUGUCAAAUUGAUACGUAAGGACAUAAAGGGAAAGAAGUUCCUGAACUCCAGUUUAACCAUAAAUCCCACUGAUGAACCCGGAUGUACAAAGAAAGAAAAAACGGCAGAUACGAAAGUGACUGAAACAUUCUCUAAAGUUUCAGAUAGCAUGGCUAGCAAAGAAAGUACUUCCAUAGAUAAGGCAACCAGUUCAGAACCAGAAAAGGUCUCAGUUAAAAAGUUAAAAGCAAGUGGUGGGACAGGUAUUCUUCGUCUCUCAUCAGAAUCAUCACGAGAGACAUCUGUUGAUGCAUCCAAUGUUGCAAGUGUUACUGAUGGGUUAGGUAGCCCAGAAGCAGAGAGGAUACCAGUUUUAGAUGUAAGCCAAAACAGUAAGACUUCAUCCUCUAACCAAUCAGACCAGUUAGAAUGUAAGAAGACUUCAACGUCUGUUAUAACGAGCAUGAUCUCUGACAAGUUAAGCACUUCAAAGAAAAAGAUUUCUUCCAUCUCUUGCACAGUUUUUCAUUCCACUUCUCCGCCUCUCCAUCGGCAGAGACAUUUAGCAAGUAGGAAUGCUCCUGUGCCUAUUAGCCUAUCUCCUGAGAAAUCCAAGACGGCCAUCCUGAAUUUAAAGCAAAUUCCAGAUAAGGUGAAUAAAGUUGUUCUUGAUGAGCAGCCUGCCCACCUCCCAGCCAGCGGUCGGCUGAUGACCAGAGCCCUGAAGGCAAUGCAGGAGUUGGAACAGAAGAAGCGUGAAAAGGCCCAAAAAAAGGUUGCGCAGAGAGAACUUGUAAAAAAAUGCAGAAAAGCUGAGGACCUUGUGUGCCAAUCUGGGGAUAAAUCCCCCAUGACUCCUGGGGCCAAACUUAAAUCUCCCUGUAAAGACAAUGUCAAGUGCAAUCAGGACACAUUUUCUAGACUUGAAACCUCCCCUUUGAUGUCCUCUCAAUCAGUUGACCUUGAAUCUGAUGUCAAGAGUGAAGAUGAAGACCUUUCAAUAUCCUCAACUCCACCAAUGGACUUUAUACCCCUAACUUCGAGGGUGAAGGCCAAGAAUGAAGAUCAGUCCAUGGACGUAAGCUCUUCAUCCUCUCCAUCCUCACCCUUUUCUUUUAUGAAUGCCUUAAAAAACGUGGAGGAGGUAUCCUUCCAGUCCCUGACAAAUGAUGGCGAUGGUAAACCCAUCUCUUUCAAAGCAGACACAAACUACAAGUUCAGCACUUUUCUCAUGAUGCUCAAGGACUUGCACGACACUAGGGAGCGAGAUGGGACCCCUUUAGAAUUGGAAAUUGGGCCACCAAGUGCUCAUGUGAAGGAGGAACCCUUGGUGAUGCCUGGGGAGGCUAAACCAGCAGGCCAUGAUCAACCAAUGGAAAAUGUCAAUAACCAUUCAAAUUCAACUCCAGACAACAUUGAAAUAACACAAAAUAUCAACACUAGUCAAACAUCAAAGAGGUCCUAUAACAGAAGGGGGGUGGGAAAGAAAGCAAACCGCAAAGUGCCUUGUCAUCCUGCCAGGUCUGGACCUGGUUUCCCAGGACUGGAGCCCUUACCUGCGAGGGACUCUUCGUCUUUAGCGGAUUGCUCAUCAAGAGUUCAGUCCCCGUCGGGCAUUGAGACCCGCAGCUGGGAGAGGCAGAGUGGGGGUAGUGGAGGAGGAGUUGAGGGGAUGGAGGAAGGGUGGAGCAGGCUAAAUGGGAAUCUACAAAACACGGUGCCUUUGGAGCAGACGGGAUGCAACACUACACUGGGUCUGGAAAAGCCGAACGGCCUUGUUGCAGACUGCACUGAGACAAACACGAGUCUGAGGCACAAAGCUGGAGAAGGUGACAAGCCACCUAGAGCACAUAAGCGAGUAAGAAAACCAAGCAAGAGGUUGAUUGAAUGGACUGAAGAGUAUGAUCAGAUUUUCUCCACGAGGAAGAAAACCAAAAAGCCUCUCCAGUUAAUUGGAAAGGCCUCUCAGCCCGUUACAUCCACGUCUGAACUCCCAGAAUUUGACAAGGACACGGACGACCACCCACCAGUGGACUUACUUCCUGAAAUACAGACUCCGCCUCCAGAGGAAAUGGCUGCAACAACGCCCUCUGAACUUCAAAUUUCCAGUCCAGAAAUCACAUCUCCCAAAGAGGCUCCGGUGCUUUCCAUUGACACACUGACCCCGCCUCCUGAAGCUGACCCUUCUCUGCCAGAAGGGCUCGUCAAAGACAAUGUAUCUGCUCCUGUGUUGGGGAGGAAGCGGAAGAGGAAACCUACUCAGAAGAUCCUGGAGUAUUGUCUGGAGGCCGAGGCCUCGACAGUCCCAAAGAAGAAGGUUAAAGCACUGAAGAACAACGUAAAUCCUGUUGCUCAGUCAGAUCCUGGAGCAGCGUCUUUAAAAUCAAAGAGUAAACAUCAACCAGCAUCCAGCUCUGCUCCAACAGCCACCGAGACUCUCACCUGUACGCCCACCUCCUCCAUUCAGACAGACCCUCCUCCCACUCCUCCUGCUCCUCCUGCUCCCUCCACUCAGGCACCGAGCCCACCUGAACCCCCCCAGGUGGAGACGGCAGAAGCUGACGCUGAAGCACCUCAAACAGAGGAUUAUGAAGAGGUGAAAAAGGACACGGCAGAGUCAGAGGGUGAACAGUCCAGCUUGGAUCAAAGCUUCUCCUCCAUGAAGGAUGAUUUGUCUCUCUGUGACGACCAACUUUUACCCUCCAGGAAGAUCAUAGGUGACCGAGGAGGCCCCGCCUCCAUGAAGGAGAACAUCUGUCAGGUGUGUGAGAAGACGGGGGAGCUGCUGCUCUGUGAGGGUCAGUGUUGUGGAGCGUUUCACCUCGCCUGCAUCUCUCUGGCCGAAGCACCUAAAGGGAAAUUUGUGUGUCCAGAGUGCAAAUCAGGUAUUCACACCUGCUUCGUGUGUAAGAAGCGCAGUGAGGAUGUGCGGCGCUGUAUGAUUCCUGUGUGUGGGAAGUUUUAUCACGGGGAGUGCAUCGCCAGCUUCGCCCCGACCGCACCUGUGACGCGAGGCUUCCGCUGCUCGAUCCACGUCUGUCUCACCUGCUUCAUCAGCAACCCCACCAGCCCGUCCAUCUCUAAAGGUCGUCUGGUACGAUGUGUACGCUGCCCCGUAGCUUAUCAUGCUAAUGACCUCUGCAUGGCAGCCGGCUGCGUGGUCCUCUCCAACAACAGCAUCAUCUGUCCCAACCACUUCACCGCCCGCCGCGGCGUCAAGAACCACGAACACGUCAACGUCAGCUGGUGCUUUGUCUGCACAGAAGGGGGCAGUCUGCUGUGCUGCGAGUCCUGUCCUGCUGCGUUCCAUCGGGAGUGUCUGAAAAUGGAAAUGCCAAAAGGCAGCUGGUACUGCAACGACUGCAAGGCCGGGAAGAAACCUCGAUACAAAGACAUCCUGUGGGUGAAGGUUGGCCGAUACAGGUGGUGGCCAGCGGAGGUGAGCCAUCCCAAAACGAUCCCGGAGAACAUCCAGAGAAUGAGGCACGAUGUCGGGGAGUUUCCUGUUCACUUCUUCGGAUCCAAUGACUACCUGUGGACGUAUCAGGCCCGGGUCUUCCCUUAUAUGGACGUGGACGCCAUCAGCAAAGAGAAGAUGGGGAAAGGUGUUGAUGCCACCUACAAGAAAGCUCUUGAAGAGGCUGCUCUGCGGUUUAGGGAGCUGCAGGCGGAGAAGGAGCUUCGUCAACUUCAAGAGGACAGAAAGAACGACAGGAAGCCUCCUCCCUACAAACAUAUAAAGGUGAAUCGACCAAUAGGAAAGGUGCAGAUCGUCACGGCCGACCUAUCAGAGAUCCCGCGCUGUAACUGUAAGGCGUCAGACGAGAGCCCGUGUGGGAUGGACUCAGAGUGCAUCAAUCGCAUGCUGCUUUAUGAAUGCCACCCGCAGGUUUGUCCGGCUGGUGAGCGGUGUCUCAACCAGGCGUUCACAAAGCGCCAGUACAGCCAGGUGGAGAUCUUCAGGACGCUUUCUAGAGGCUGGGGUCUCCGCUGUGUCCACGACAUCAAGAAGGGUCAGUUUGUGAGCGAGUACGUCGGGGAGAUGAUUGACGAGGAGGAGUGCAGGUCCAGGAUCAGACACGCUCAGGAGAACGACAUCUGUAACUUCUACAUGCUCACACUGGACAAGGAUCGAAUCAUCGACGCUGGGCCAAAGGGGAACGAGGCUCGCUUCAUGAACCACUGCUGUCAGCCGAACUGUGAGACGCAGAAGUGGACGGUGAGCGGAGACACCCGGGUGGGACUGUUCGCUCUCGUCGACGUUGCUGCAGGCACUGAGCUCACCUUCAACUACAACCUGGAGUGUUUGGGGAACGGGAAGACGGUGUGUAAAUGUGGAGCACCAAACUGCAGCGGCUUCCUCGGCGUCAGGCCGAAGAACAACCCUCCCCAACCGUCCGAUGACAAAGGUCGUAAGUUCAAGAGGAGGGGCAAGAGGAAGAAGAAGGCGGUGGUGACCAAAGAACGAGAGGACGAGUGCUUCAGCUGCGGAGACGGGGGACAGAUGGUUUCCUGUAAGAGACCCGGCUGUCCCAAAGUUUACCACGCCGACUGUCUCAACCUCACCAAGCGGCCUGCAGGUCGUUGGGAAUGUCCUUGGCAUCAGUGCGACAUAUGCGGAAAGGAGGCGGCGUCCUUCUGCGAGAUGUGUCCCAGCUCGUACUGCAACAAGCACCGCGACGGCCUCCUCUUCAUCUCCAAGCUGGACGGGAAACUCUGCUGCAGCGAGCACGACCCCUGUGGACCAGAACCUCUGGAGCCCGGGGAGAUCCGAGAGUACACAUCCCAACCCAGAGCCCUGACCUCGGGCCUGGGCAUGGCGGUCAUCCCCUCCGCUCCUCUUAACCCUACGACCAGCCUGAACCCGACCAGUAGGAGGAGCAAGGUGACCAGCGCCUCGGAGUCACUUCCUGCUUUUUCCAUCCCGGUGCCCAUCACUAUCCCCGUCUCCGCACCUCCCGCCUCACCUCCACCCAGCAGCUCGGAACCUCCCAGCAGCCCACACGUGUUCGACCUGCCUCACUACUCCCCCAUCUCCUCGUAUGAAGAAGAGAGGGAUGUGUUGGACGAGGAUGAGGAGCUGCUUGCAGAAGUGGAAGAGGAGGAGGAGGAAGAGGAGGAGGAGGAGGAGGAGGAUUCAGCUGAAGAGGGCGAGGUCGGGAGGCAGAAAUCAGAUUGUCACCAUGAGGAGGGAGAAGCGGUGAUGGAUGAGGUGGGGCUGGAAUACCUGGAGAUCAAAGACGAGGAGGAGGAGGAGGAGGAGGAGGAAGAUGAUGAUGAUGAAGAUGAGGAGGAGGAGGAGGAGGAGGAAGAAGAGGAAGAGGAGUGACAUACAGUGGAUUAUUCUUAUUAAUGGAGGAGGAACUUGAAUCAUGGGAAGCAGAUCACAAUACUCAAGUAGCCACUGUUUCGGGGGAAUUUUGAGGACAAAAGUAAAUCAACAAAAAAUAAAUUAUCUAUAUAAAUAAAAUGAAAAACUUUAUAGAGUCAUAUAUUAAAAAAAAAAGACCGAUAUUUCUUGAGUAUUAUUUAAAUUUUGUCCCGAGCUAUUCCUCCGUUCCGUUCUCCCCGCCCCCUGUACACACUCGCUGUAGUAAAACGGUUCAUUAUCAGUGACUCUGCACACAGACUGCACCUUCAUGUGAAAGGUCUAUACAUAAAAAAAAAAAAAAAACAUGAUCCGAACCUGCUACUCAGAACUCUGUGAGCACAUUUCACUCUGAUAUAGUUGUUUUUCGUCCUCACAUUUUCAACAAUAACACCCGCUGGUAAUUCUUUUGGUACAAUUUCAAGUGUCAUGUAUACACGUCAGAAAGCUGAUCUCCUAAAGCUUCAUGUGAGCACUGACAGUUUUUUUUUUUCUAUCUGCUGCACUGAAAGGUCAAGAGUGUGGGUGUUACACGCUAGAAAAAGAGAGCACGCUGUAGCUCUCUGUAAAGGCAGGGUAAAAGGUUCAGGUAGUCAACCUGUAAAAAUGACUUCCACUUGGUGCAAAGGACGGCCCUUGAGAUGAGUGAGAGUCUGUGGUUAUCAAACAUACUAGAUAAAAAAAAAAAAAAAAGAAGCUUUUAUUUAUCUGUAAACAAAGCAGUUUUAUUCCCUUUCCAGUUGACACACACGUGUCUUUUGGACGGCGGUUUGUCCCCCCGUGGUCAGUGGACUCUGGCUCAUGUGUUUUUGAUGUUUUCAUAAGGUUUUAUUCCCCUGACUCAGCAGUUCUUCUAAGAUCAAUAAACGGAGCUUCUUCAGCGGAGGGUUUCCAAAUCAGACCCCGUACCAAAAUGUGACAGUGCCAGAUGAUUGGCUGCCUGGUGUAGCCUCACAACGAGUUCACAAGACAACAGAAAUGUGUAACUGCAACAUUGAGGUUGUUGUUUUUCAUGGAAGUGAACCUUUUAUCUUGAUGAAGAGAAAUACAGUGCUGGACCGAAAGUUGGGAGCAAAAGGGAACUCUCUCUAAGUAUGACCGUUUCAUGCCAAAAGAAGGAAUGUCAGACUGACGAGGAUUCAGUGGAUUUUCAAAGGAAAGACACAGAGGAAGUGUGUGCAUCAUUAUGGGAUAUCAACGCUCUCUCGCAGGUAUUUCAGCAGCUCCAUAAUGACACAGAUUUCAUAUGCGACACUCGACAUGAUCUAACCCUGUUGCAACACGAACGGAAAAGUUGGCCCCGCCUCUUGGUCGCUCUCGAGUCAUCCGAAGGGAACGCAGAGAAAGUUUGCUCCGGUAGUCGUUAUUUAUAAACUUUAUGUUCUGUGACGCACAAAGUAUGACGAGGAAGAGGUUUGGGCAUUCACUCCCUCGUUCCCCUCAUCUUCUUGUUACUUCUUCGAGGGGUAAAAAAAAAACCACAAAAAGACUGGUGCUCAGAUGUGAGAUGCUCGGAGAGAGAGACGAACUCUUGCCAUGACGCUUGCACUUCAGUUUGUGUUCUUGCCACAUGUGUUUCGCUGUGUCUUCAAGCUUAAUAUCGUCCGUGUGUUAUCUGCCAAUGCCUUAGAGUGUAUUUGUGUGGAGAUAAUUUUUGAAGGAAUGGUUUGGCACCUGUGAGAGCCAAGGGUCCCUACUAAUGCCUUUUUACAGCUGCCCAGCGAGCAAUGUUUCAUUCCAGUGUAAUUAUGUCCUGUAGAUCUCAACCACUGACCUGUUCAAACAACCGCUAUAUAAAUAUAUGAGAAAAAGAAGUUAUGAAAUC